AUGGAAGAGCCGCCCGCGCCAAUUGAAAAACGCGUGCCGUCCGAGAAGAUCCCGGUCAUCGAAAUGGACUCAAAGUCGGCCAUCGUCCACGUCCUCUGCGUCACCAUUGCACUAAUCGAGGUGGCGUUUUGCGUAGCCGCUCUGGCCGAUGGCCGCUCUGUCAUUGUGCUCAAGGACGAGCCACCAACGGUCGUCGACACUGCAGUCCUGCCCGAUACUGCGGACUUCAUCGUCGGGCCCGACGCGGACGGUAAUACGGUGACUACGGGCACACGCGGGGAGGACUAUCAGACGCUAGCGCAGCUCCUCGGGCCCCGCUACGGCAUCGGACUGCUCAAGGACUCUUCGGGCCGGGCGUGGUGGGAGACGGGCGACGUGCCUGGCCUGAGCGCCAGCAUGACGCUCAUGGACCUUAUCAACGAGCUGGGAGUCGGGCCUGUGGCUGAGGCGCUGCCUCUCGUGGUGAAGGGCGACAUCCUCAAGCACCCGAUCCAGUUUCUGUCAUGCACCGAGCUGCGCGACACGGGCAUGGCCGCCAUGUCACUCGGCAUCAUCGCCGUCAUCGCCGCCGGGCUGAUGGUCAUCUUCCACGCCGCUGCCCUCUCCGGCCUCGUCAAGCCCAAGGUGGCAAAGGUGGUACCCCUGCUCGUGUGGGUGGUGCUCUCGGUGGGCUUCUUCAUCGUCGUCGUCCUCGCCGCCGUCAUCUACACCAAGGAGUGGACCUGCCACAACCCCGUCAUCCCUAAACUGAAGCCCGAGGACCACUUCGACCUGACGUACGGGCUUCCUUUUGCGUGCGUUGGCUUUGUCGCCUCGGUGGUUGCCGUUGUGGCCGUCGCGCUCGGCGUCUCCAGCGAGGGAGAUCUCGUGAGCGGUGGCCGUGUGUCCCUCAAGGUCACGAACCCCGCCACGGGCGAAGCUGUGUAA
Molecule: messenger RNA, 927 nt
Organism: Emiliania huxleyi CCMP1516
Lineage: Eukaryota; Haptophyta; Isochrysidales; Noelaerhabdaceae
Exons: 4
Coding region: 1-927 (308 amino acids)
Source: RefSeq, a predicted model, not a curated record